GCAGAACUUUGCAUCCUGGACUCAUUACCUCCACUCAUUGGGAAACUAUCUUCUUUCUUUAUUUUCUCGCCGAUCUCUAGCGUGAAUCGCUAGCUUUAUGUCGAAUGCUUCGGGUGAUGAACUGGAAUUAUAAUCCGACCACGUCAACGCGGUAAUCGUCGCAUGGACCGAGCCCAACACCAAAGGGAGCCAGCCAUAACAGUUGCUGGCUCUCCAGAAUACCCCCAGUCGAGAAGACCGUCAGGGUUUGGGCAAGACUUUCUUCACACCGCCCUACCCCAGCACGACAUGGACAGGCGGCAUGAGUCUCCUCAUUCGAGAUGGCCAGAGCAGCACCCGGCUCUGAUCAAUACGCACUCGUCACAGCCAGUCGAGCUACCUCAUCCGUACACAAGCGUCUAUCAUAGCAACCAACCAGCUGGCCAAGGCGGGUCCCAGCGUUACUUCUCCAGCAGACAGCCGUCGCCGGCGGCACCGCCUCCCUGGGACACUGGCCUGUUUCCACUCAGACCACCUCUGGAGAGAUGGCCCGGCGAGCGUCCCAACCAGAUGCUCGGGACCAACAGGGGGCUCGAUCCACGGGAGAUGGCCCAGAUGGCCCUGGCCCCGGCGGCGCGCCCAGGCAUGUCAGCCAGCACCGAGGGGAGCCGCGCGGCAGAGACGCUGCCACCGUGUCCCAUCGCAUUAGCCGACGAGGUUGACACCGCGACGCGAACGCGGGAGAAGAGCACGGCCAGGAAGAUCCAGAGAAGGACAAAGACUGGAUGUCUCACUUGUCGGAAGAGGAGAAUCAAAUGCGACGAGCAGCGACCUGCCUGUAACAACUGCACCAAGGCGAAGCGGGAGUGCCUGGGCUACGAGGUCCUCUUCCGCGAACACAACGGCGUCAACCCUCUCGCCAGGGCCGCCUCUGCCACAUCCAGCAACCCGCCCUCGCCCAACCACCUGGCAUCGUCGCAAUCGCCCAGCGUCGCAUCGUUGACCUCGCCAUUGCCGGCACCAGCAGCGUUGGCCGACUACCCCACGGGCACCCACCAGGCUGUACUGGAAUCUGUGUACAGCUCCCUGCAACAGCCUCCCCACGGGUAUUAAGCGCACGAAAAGGAGCUGCAGACAGUUGGGUGUAUUCUCGCCGCCCCAAGACAUGAGGGUGGACCAACUCCUGUCCCAGGUGUGCGUGAUGCCCGACUCACCCGCCAAUGUAUACGAUGAUGCAU
Messenger RNA from Emericellopsis atlantica, 1217 nucleotides. RefSeq lists its product as uncharacterized. The record is from RefSeq and is a predicted model, not a curated record. Gene Ontology annotation, molecular function: zinc ion binding; DNA-binding transcription factor activity, RNA polymerase II-specific. The transcript is spliced from 2 exons. Gene Ontology annotation, biological process: regulation of DNA-templated transcription. Lineage: Eukaryota; Fungi; Ascomycota; Sordariomycetes; Hypocreales; Bionectriaceae. Bases 163 to 1092 code for a protein of 309 amino acids.